UAGAUUGUAGGAGGGAGGGUGUCUGCUGUAGCUGUGAUUGUUUGUGCAUUGUAGAAUGAGUUUCAGUUUGUGUUGAGAUCUGCUAAGAUACCGCAGGCUGAAAAAGGAGAAGUGAUGAUUUUAUUAAGCAGCUGGGAUUAAGUUUUAAAAGGUGUGAUAGUGGAACAAACUUAAUUAUAUUGUAUGAAAGAUCUCCAGGAUAUGAUAUUCAAUUGUGGAUGACUUAGUGUGGCAUUGAAAAUUAAACUAUCAUCAAGAAAGGGAAUAUCUAUCCAUUAAUGAGAAGUUCCUAAAAUAAAGUUAAGAAGUAAAUGAAACAAUGGUGGCCACAUGAUGGUGAGGUCGGGUAGAAAUGACCAAUGGAAGCCAGGAAUAUUAACCGUGGUAACAGUCUUGAUCUUUCUGAAUAUAUUUGGAAAAAUCAGAGCAGGAUCAGGCUGUGCUAAUGGGAAGCAUUCAGCUUUAUCUGGUUUCAGUGAUUUGGCAGCUUGUGAUGGGAAUUGGACAGGUCACAUAAGGAAUGGCAGCACUGUUUGUGCUGCAGGGUGGAGAGUUUGUUCAUGGUAUGAUGCUGAUCUCCUAAAACAAUUAACCUGGGAUGAUGCCAUAUCGUUUAGUGGGUGCUAUGCUUACAAUGCAGCACAAGAUGGUGGCAGGUGCAAAGAAUGCAGAGAUGAUAUGGGACAGGAUGAUAUGGCAGGUAUCGGUCAAGGAUGUGCUCAUCAAAAUAUUGGCCAGACAUCCUGUAUACCUGGUGGUAGAAUUGAUGCUAGCUGUUGUGUUGAUUCUCACUUUCAUAGAGCAUGUCAGCACCAACCAGGUUUAACCAAUGGUGUCUUUUGUUGCAAAAUGCCAGUAAAACUACCUCGUAUUGUGGUAAAACCACCAGAAAAGAUGCAUGUAUAUACUGGUUUGAUAUUUUUAUUAGCCUGUCAGGCUACAGGCAUGCCACCUCCUAGGGUACAAUGGUAUAAAGAUGGUACUCAGUUGUCGGAGGAAAAUUCUAGAAUCUCAGUUUUAUCAUCAGGUGAUUUAAUAGUUACGCUGGCCCGUAAAUCAGAUAGUGGUUUAUAUACAUGUGAAGUUAUUAAUGAAGAAGGUAUUGAUAUGGCCAGUUCUUAUGUUGUUGUAGCAGAGUAUGAUUCGGGUUGUGUGGAUGGUACAACAGAGGGUCUACAUAUACAUAAAAAUAUACAUGCCUGUGGAGGAUCUUGGAAAGGUCAUGUGAGACGUGGACGUAGUUUAUGUCGAAAGGGUUGGAGAGUAUGUAAUCCUAAAGAUAGAAAUAGUUUAGAGGAAUUAACAUGGUUAGAUAUGUUUGACUUGGCAGGAUGUUAUGCUUAUAAUGCUGCAACAUAUAAAGGUGCUUGUAAAAAAUGUGUCGAUAGUCGAAUGGCAGGAGUAGGAAGGCAGUGUGGUUUGAUACGUUAUUCUCAGAAAUCAUGUUUAUCUCAUGGUCGAGUUGAUGUAUUUAACCCUAGGAAUAGUAUAGCCUGUGAAUAUAGAGAAGGUGCUGUCUCAGGUGUACUUUGCUGUAAGAAGAAGAAGAAAAGUCACAAGAAAAAACUUGAAAGAAGACGAUAUUGUCGAGAUGAAUGUAAAAAUGGAGGAGUUUGUGUUGGUCAUAAUCGAUGUCAUUGUGCUAUUGGUUAUAAAGGAGCAAGUUGUCAAAAUGCUAUCUGUAAACCAGGAUGUGGAAGUAAAGGUCAUUGUAUCAAACCAAAUAAAUGUAAAUGUCAGCUCGGUUAUUCUGGUAAACAUUGUAACAAAAAAUCAAAGGGAUGUAAGCGACCAUGUUUAAAUGGUGGUAGAUGUCUGAAAAGGAAAUGUCAGUGUCCCCAAACACAUUGGGGAAAUUCCUGCCAAUACUUACUACAGCAUAUUCUACUCUCUAAGCUAAACAGAACAGAAAGAUAAUUUUAAUACUGCCAAUUUUUAUCAUUUUAUAGAAACUAUUGGUUGUUUUUAAAUGUAGUAUAAGCUUGAAUGACAAAAUAUAUCUAGUUAUGCAUAUUUUCAGUGAAUAAAUCUUAUUCCAAAAAGCAAUUUAAACUUAAUAUUAUUGCAAUAGUGUAUCAUACUGGAAGUUGUAGUAAAUUUUACGUGGUUGUUUUGAUGUUAGUGAUGUAAUUUUUUAUUGACUUAUAUCUGUCAUAUUAUAUAUGUUGUUGUUCGUAUUUGUUUAAAAUACAGAAAAUAGAAAGGUUAUUUUGGUGUAAUUAAUUAUGACGUAAUUGUUAUUGUUUUACUAUGUUUAUGGAAAAUUUUAAAAAUUCAUUGAAAUCUCUAAAAUUGCUAAGUUAAGUUUUAUAUGAAUUGUAAUUUACAUUGUUUUUGAGUGAUUAUUUUCCUAUAUUACUUUUUCAAUUAUAUUUGUUUCAUACAUUUUGGACAUUACAUAUUGCGAAUCAUGAGUAUGCAAAAGCUCACUCAGUCUUGCUGUAUUUUCUUCUUUAUUUUUAAGAAUCCUAUUUACAUCUGAGUAUGCUGUUCAUUAUUUUUUUAUUACCUCACAUUGCAAUGCAAAUUUAAAGUUUGUCUUUAGUUCCCAAGCUGACUGUCCUCUAUCAGAUGUAAUAAAACCACACAUUUAAUGAAAUAUUUAUUGUGUGUGUUGCCCUUACAAAGAUAUAAUCUCAAUUUGUUCAGUAAGCUGAGAAAAAGGAGAUAAUUAAAGCAUAUCACCUCCCUUUUUCUGUUAAAUUAUGUUAUAAUUAGUUUGUCAAAGAAAUAUUGAGUACAAUAAAUUACAUUUUUAUAAGGUUUUAGCUUUUGUUAUUUAAAACCAUUUGCUUAUUCAAACAUUUUUUUGAAGAUAUUAUCCUAUGAUUAUCACUGACACAAGGGAAACUAAUCACGAAUAAAAUUAAUGAUUUUUAAAGCGGCAUUAGGUAAGAUUAGAUAAAGAGCAGACAAUUCUUGCUAUAAUAGUUAGAAAAUAAAUAAUGAAUAUGCUGAAAAUUUCAGUCAAAUUACUUCACUCUGAGCCAAACUAUUGGUGAUAAAUAGUAUAGCCUCGAUUGUCGUUACUACCGCUGUUACGAUAAUAAACAAAGUCUGGAUUAUCCAUUUUUUGGGGUUAUCAACCACAAAAUGUAUUCAGAUCUACUAAAUAUCGUAGCCAUCUGAUGGCAUCGUAGAUUAUGGUCUUGGUAAGUUAAUUAAUUUCUAAUCAAUAAUUUAUAUAACAUUUCAGGCCUAAAAAAAGACCUGCAAUGGGCAGAUUUAGCUCUUGCAUACUAGUUCUAUUCACUGUUGUCCAUAGGUAAAUACAAUACAGUUGUGAAUGAAACACAUCACAUGCCAGUCAGUGAUUUAGUAGAAAUAGAACUAAACCAUUGCCGAAAUGUCUCCACCCUACUUCAAGAUCAUAAAAAUUUGGUUAUGUUUUAACAUAAUUAGAAUCACAAUCUGAACAAAUAAAACGACUUUCAAUAAGUAUACAAAGAUGUAAUGCAUUAUGUAUUUUUAUUAAUUUUUUGUAAUUUAAACUUUGUUUGCUACUUUGUCAUAUUUUGAUGUAAAUAAUAGUCCAGACAUUUUUUAUUAUUCUAUACAAGUAAAACCUCUAGAUUUGUAGAUAUAUGUAUUUAAUAUUAUAUUGUUUAAAAAACAACAACCACCGUUUCAGUAAUAUUUUAAGAUAUAUCUUGUAUCAGUAAUAAAGAUUAAUAAACAGAAAUAUCUACAACUCAA
Messenger RNA from Patella vulgata (common limpet), 3696 nucleotides. RefSeq lists its product as uncharacterized. NCBI's taxonomy places the organism in Eukaryota, Metazoa, Mollusca, Gastropoda, Patellidae. Gene Ontology annotation, biological process: axon guidance; cell adhesion. Gene Ontology annotation, molecular function: protein binding. Gene Ontology annotation, cellular component: plasma membrane. The record is from RefSeq and is a predicted model, not a curated record. The coding region runs from base 331 to 1917 and encodes 528 amino acids. The transcript has 11 exons.